GGACGGGGGCUCCGUUUACUUCCUCAUCAUAUAUACAGCGGCUUUCGCGCCGCUCAACACAGAGGAACGGACUUUGUUUAAUUUCUCUCGACCGUUGCCGUCCUUAAUCCCACUGCUUCUGUUCGCUCGUCCUGCAACAUCAUCAACGCCCUGUACGACCCUGUUCUUCUUUACCGGCAAAGCAAACGAGCCAGCAAUUAAGAGGCUAGUUGCUGCAUGCGACUAUAUUCCUAAAGGAGUCCUGUUGCAAACACAACCACCUUAAAACUCUUAGCUUUCUUCCUCUGCCUGCCAGGUGAAUUGUCUUUCCACUCCGGCUGCAAGACAUAUAUCCCCUUCUUACUUCGACCCUGUUCUUUGUCUGGCCGGGUCUCCCUCUCUCCCUUUCUUUCUUUCUUUUUUUUUUUUUUACCUUCGCAUUCCCAAAGGGUCAAAAACAACACGAAGAAAGGAAAAAGCAACAAGACUACUUAUUUUGAAGGAAACGUUUAGGCGCCUGGAGCUCAGACCGCAGACGCACAUUGCUUGAGCAAGGCUGUUGUUGGGGGUACCUAGUUGAUUCUCCCGGACGGGAGGCCCCGGGACUUUUUUUUUUUUUUUUUGCAGGGAAAAAGAAACGAGAAGACAGAAAAUAAACGGACUUCAGCAAGAAGCUGAAGGAAGAUAUAUAUCUUUCCCUUUUCGUUGACUGCUGGCAUAUUUAAAUUUGCUUGAUUGUUUGUUCGAAUAUAUCUUCCCGUCAAAAGCUCUCCAAUGUUCGGUGGAAGAGUUUGACUUGGUCGAAGAUAUAUACAGCUCCUUGUCAAUAUGCACCACACGCCUCAGACCAGGGAGCUAAGGUGACUCGUUUGAUAUUUCACCGUCUCUCUCUCCCCCCCUUCCCGCCCAUUCUUGCUAUCACACAUUUCUUCCUUACUUCUACUGCCGUCACUCCCUUUACUAUACUCCCCAACACACAAAUACCAAACUUCAGCCACCCCCAGUCUUCCGCAAUCUAGCUGUCUCCAACUCUAAAAGGCCAUACUCUCCCUGGUUUGCUCUGCUUUGCCAUACAAGCAUUCUCCCUGAAUUGAAAGAGGGAGUGUGCUCCUAUGCACAUAGCCCCGGAAAAUUUGCUCCACAUAUACCAGCAGACUUAUUUGUGAUCCUCCAUGAUGGCCUCCGCACCUCCGUCCCCUUCCCUGGUCGGCCGGUCCAGGGCCACUCCCAUUAAGUCGGCCUCGCCCUUCCACCGAAUCCCUCGGGUACAAGAAUUCAUGUCUUCUUCGUAUCCUGCAACCCGCUCGGUAGCAAACUAUAGCACACUAACUAGCGACAUGUCAAGCUUAACGCUGGUCCACCGAAGCCAUCUAUCAAACUCGUCAAGUCCGGUGAUAGGACCUGCUCAAACUACAGAUAAUGGGUUUCCAGGUCUGCCCUUAAUGAACUCGCCUUUAUCUACCUCCCUGGAUACUCCAGGCCCUCUUGACCUCUCUGAAGGAAUACUCUCUAUUCCACUCCAUCAAAGCUUGACGUAUCCCGCUGACGCUGCCCUUGUGAAUGUCGCACCCAAUACCAACAACAACAGCAACAACAACAAUAAUAAUACCAUUGCCAAUAGUAACAAUAAUACAAAUACCACCAGCAAUAUUAAGGGUCCCGGCCUGAUGAGAAGAAUAUCAAGGGGAGCUGCUAACAAGCUCACCCGAAGACGGCGGUCGAACUCUCAGGAUAGACGCGACAAGGACUCCGGCCCUGUUACCAUGCUCAGACGCAACAAUAGCAAAUCAACGACUUCGGCAUCCUGGGAUAGCGCUCUAGAUUCAAGCUACGAGGAGGAUGAGUCAUGUGAUACCCUCGGGACUUGGUGCGGCCCUGACAGCAGCAAGGUGAAAAGCGACUACCAACGGUCCAUCACCAGUACUGCCAGUGGCGUUGCCCCUAAGGUUGACCCCAUUCUCCAGCGCGGCUGUACCCUGACCAAGGUAAACAAGUUAAAGAAGAAACCGAUGACUUUUUAUCUCAAUUUCGACUCUGGGAAGAUGUUCUGGAACCUGUCAAACCCGACCAAGCGGUUCAGGGAAUUCUUCCAACUGCUCAAAUACCGCCGAGACAUCAAAGAUCUGUACGAUCGUCUGGUUACGGAUGACGUACAAGGGAUGACCCUGGAAAACUUUCUCGACUUCGUCCAGUAUACGCAGCGCGAAAACGUACAAAGGAACACGGAUUACUGGGUUUCUAUUUUUGAAAAGUUCGUCCGCAAGGCUCGACUGCGUUCGCAGAGCCAGUCGGACUCACCCCUUCCUGACGAUUCACCUAUACGCAUGAGCUUAGAUGCCUUCUCUGCGUUCCUGAUAUCAUCCUCGAACGGGAUCUACCCUGCACAUGUCCCCGAGCCAAAAUUUGAUUACCCACUCAACGACUACUUCAUUUCAAGUUCACACAACACAUAUCUUCUGGGAAGACAAGUCGCUGGUUUCUCCAGUACGGAAGCGUAUGUUACUGCGCUUCAAAAGGGCUGUCGAUGUGUUGAAGUCGAUUGCUGGGAUGGUGCUGAUGGUCGCCCAAUUGUCUCACAUGGGAGAACGAUGACUACCAGCGUCCUUUUCGCGGAUUGUAUCUCUGUCAUCAACAAAUAUGCCUUCCUGUCAUCCGACUACCCUCUCAUCAUCUCUCUCGAGGUCCACUGCAACCCAGAGCAACAACUCGCUAUGACUAACAUCAUCAAAGAUACCUUCAAGGAGAAAUUAGUCCUUGAGACACUGGGGGAUGACUGGCCUGUGCUGCCCAGCCCUGAGGCCCUGAAACAUCGCGUUCUUAUCAAAGUCAAGACCUCCGAGGAAAUAAUCGAUACCGGCCCGGCUACUACUGUACCACCAGGACUCGUCAGCGCCGGGCGCAAGCGUAGCUCAAGUUCCCCCUUCAUGCCCCCGACCGUCCUGGAAGACCCUCCUCACAGCCUCCCCCCUCUCUCCUCGCCACCCACAAUCAACUCAGCCAAUGAACCUGUGCCUCCUCCUCUGGGCAGACGUGCCUUUACAGCAACAAGCGUCUGCAGCACCUCUGAAGAAAGCGACAUCGGCCAGAGUUCAGCUGCGAUCCAGAAAGAGAAGAAACGAGCUCAAAAGAGCAGAAUCGUCAAGGAUCUUGCAGAUCUAGGCGUUUAUACCCGUGGGUAUAAGUUCCAUAGUUUCAACUCCGCCGAAAGCAAACGUUUCAACCACGUCUAUUCCUUCGCCGAGCGAGCAUUCGAAGGCAUUUGUCGAGACUCAGAAAGUAAAGCUCUUCUCGAGGCACAUAAUAGACGUUUCUUGACUCGGGUAUAUCCUUCCGGCUUCCGUGUUCGAUCAUCAAACUUCGAUCCAAACAUCUUCUGGCGUCGUAGCGUUCAAAUGGUUGCUUUGAACUGGCAGACAUAUGAUGUCGGAAUGCAAAUGAACCAAGCCAUGUUUGCAUCCGGGACCGACCGCACCGGAUAUGUUCUCAAGCCAGAAAGCUUGCGAUUACCGCCACCUUCAUGGAAGGGUCCAGGCCUAAAGCCAAAAGUCGAUAGGAAACUUGUCCGGUUCUCUAUAGACGUGAUCUCCGCCCAGCAAUUACCUCGACCGAAGCAAAUCGGCCUCGACGAAAAUAUCAAUCCAUACGUCGAGAUCGAGGUUUUCAGCGCUGACGACAAGACUAAGGGCCUCGCAUUCGGUGAAGGUGGAAUGGAUACGUCUGAUCGUAACGGUCUAUCUGGCAUCGGUCACCCUCACCGUCGCCGAACAGGUAUCGAGCAAGGAAAUGCCUAUAACCCCAUCUUCAACGACCAGUUCAAGUUCUCCCUGGAAACCAAAUACCCGGAUCUCGUCUUUGUGCGCUGGGUUGUCUGGCACUCUCCUGAUGGCAGAAGCGUCGGCAACAACAGCACCCAACUAGCUACCUUCACCGCGAAGCUGAGCAGCUUGGCCCAAGGGUUCCGUUACCUACCUCUGUACGACGGUAAUGGCGACCAAUACCUUUUCUCCACGCUAUUCUGCCGAGUGACGAAGAGCGAACUUGCACCUGUCAUACCGCUGUUUGAUACCGAGGAAACUAAGAAUGAACGAAGGGGUAUCCUUAAACAGCUCGGCCAGUCCGUGCUAAAGAGAGCUAUUUCCACCGAACGCGACUCGCCAAAGGCCAACAUUACCUCAAACGAACAGUCGUGAAAUCAUCUCUCGCCUAUACCACGCCGUCCAAUUUACUGCCACCACAUAAAACCAAAGUUUAGCGAAUCUUUUCUCCUUGAAAUCCGUUUUAUCUCCUUUUAAUACCCCUUCAGUUCCAUUACUUCUGCGUUGUGUUGCUUCACCCUCUUGAUUUCAAUACACAUUUUGUACUCCCUUCCCACAUACUAACGACCUGUGAUGACCUCUUUGUUCGAAUACUAGCGAGUACUUUUCUGUCUUCUCUCUCCCAGUGGACCCGUUUUCCCUUCCACUUUCCCCUUGUCCCCUUUCCUUUUUUUCCUUUGUGUUUACUUAUACCACUUUGUUUGUCAAGGAAUGUGGAAGACCCUUAACCAUUUCAUCUAAAGCAUUUUGCUAGGGCAUGGUAUAUGUGAUCUGAUAUGAAGAGAGCCGGCCUCCUAGGUUUAUGAGUUGUCCUUUUUUUUGUGUCUUGAUGCUUGAUUUUUAUUUUUAUUUUUAUUUUU
Messenger RNA from Trichophyton rubrum CBS 118892, 4654 nucleotides. RefSeq lists its product as uncharacterized. The transcript has 3 exons. Bases 1152 to 4169 code for a protein of 1005 amino acids. Lineage: Eukaryota; Fungi; Ascomycota; Eurotiomycetes; Onygenales; Arthrodermataceae. The record is from RefSeq and is a predicted model, not a curated record. Gene Ontology annotation, biological process: lipid metabolic process; phosphatidylinositol-mediated signaling. Gene Ontology annotation, molecular function: phosphatidylinositol-4,5-bisphosphate phospholipase C activity.